CAGCCUGCAGAAGCAAUCAGAAACAAAUCAGAAAAGAGUCGACUUGCAAACCAAGAAAGAGAGAAAGAAAAGGGAGUAGAUCUGGCCGAGAGGAAACAUGACGAGAGAUUGAAGAUUUAGGAGAAAGAAGGGGAUCGAUAAAAUGACUAUAGAGAAUAAUCAAGGGCAAUACUGUAAUCUAAAUGGACUGAAGAUGUCAUUACGAAUGGGAAAGCACACGUGUAUUCCACACCCCUUUUGCGUGGGGGGGGGGGGGGGGAUCUCUGCCUGGGCUGGGCCCGUACGAACAUGAACUCAUUCUAGUGCAGCCCAUGAAAGAGACUGAAUUGCCGAAUUGGAGACAAGGCCUGAUAUCAUAGGCUAGUAGCCCGCACGUGAAAAUGUACGUGAUGAUCGGUCGGUGGGUGAGCGCGACAUUGGGGCGUUGCGUUUCUUGAUGCUUGGAGUUGGAGAUUAAAUUUGGUCGUGGAUGCACUAUCCGUCGAGCAUGAUGAUGCAGUCCGGACCGCGGUACAUGUCGCAGCAGUCGGCGCAGAUGAUGGCACCACAGUCGCUAAUGGCGGUGCGGUCGUCGAUGAUGUACGCGCAGCCGACGUUGUCGCCGCUCCAGCAACAGCAGCAGCAGGCGGCGGCGGCGCACGGGCAGCUGGGCAUGGGAUCCGGGGGCACCACCAGCGGGUUCAGCCUCCUCCACAGCGAGGCCAGCAUGGGCGGCGGCGCCGGGAACAGCAUGAUGAACGUCGGCGUCUUCUCCGACUUCGAACACAGCGGUGGCGGUGGCGACGGCGGCAGCGGCGAGGGGUCCACCUCGCUGUCCGUCGACGUCCGGGGCGCCAAAUCCGGCGCCCAGAGCGGCGACGGGGAGUACCUCAAGGGCACCGAGAAGGAAGGCAGCUAGGACAGCACUGACCAGCAGUUUCACCUCCCCAACGACGCCUGACAAAUGAGUCAACAUCGGUCCAUACAACCUUAGGACCUGUUGUUUUUUUUUAACAUAAGGGGUAUAGAUAUCUGGCAUUCGAUUUGAGAGAUGAAAUACAGACUUGGCAUCAUGUUAAGGGACGUAAUGGGGACUUAUUCCUUUUUCUGCAAGCCACAUAUUACAAAAACUCAAAAGGGCUGGCCUGAAUAUGAAAUGGUUCAAUUCCAAACAAAGAAAUUCGAACCAAUUCACAUAUAUAGUCUGGCGACACAUCAAU
Oryza brachyantha (malo sina) is the source of this 1199-nucleotide messenger RNA. RefSeq names its product GRF-interacting factor 1-like. Bases 470 to 898 code for a protein of 142 amino acids. The record is from RefSeq and is a predicted model, not a curated record. NCBI's taxonomy places the organism in Eukaryota, Viridiplantae, Streptophyta, Magnoliopsida, Poales, Poaceae. The transcript has 3 exons.